Molecule: messenger RNA, 3108 nt
Organism: Ficedula albicollis (Collared flycatcher)
Lineage: Eukaryota; Metazoa; Chordata; Aves; Passeriformes; Muscicapidae
Gene: COMMD10
Product: COMM domain containing 10
Exons: 7
Coding region: 1-726 (241 amino acids)
Source: RefSeq, a predicted model, not a curated record
AUGGCGGCGCCCGUCGUGCCGGAGAGCGACAGCUCUUCAGAACAACGUCGGGGGAACGAAAUAAAAGCCAUAACGAACGGCAUGAUACGGAGUGAUGCUUGUUGCGGCCCGCUGCGCUCGUUGCUUGGCCUUUUGCACAAACUCCUUCUCUACCCUCGCGAGUGUUGUCCGCCGGAUUUGUUUUUCGCUUUGCAAAAAGCCAGUGAUCACACACUCGAGCGAGACAUUGGUUAUUUAUUUCAGAAUUGUGCUGAAAGUACCUUCAGUGAAGAGGAGGAAGAAAAACUUCAAAUAGCUUUUUCAUUGGAAAAACAGGAUCUUCAUCUGGUUCUUGAAACUAUAUCAUUCAUUUUGGAGCAGGCAGUCUAUCACAAUUUGAAGCCUGCUUCAUUGCAACAGCAGCUACAGAGCAUUCACCUGGAUCAAGACAAAGCCGAAGCAUUUGCUAGUGCAUGGGCAGCUGGAGGUCAAGAUACGAUUGAAAAGUUCAGGCAGAGGGUUUUGACCCCUCAGAAGCUGGAAACAAUUGGAUGGCAACUUAAUCUUCAAAUGGCCGAGUCCAUGCAAGCAAAGCUGAAGUCUCCUCAAGCUGUGCUAGAGCUGGGAGUGAGCAAUGAAGAUUCAAAGAACCUGAAGAAAGUGUUUGUAGAAUUCAGCCAUCAGGAGCUAUUUGAGUUCUACAAUAAGCUGGAAACUAUACAAGCACAGCUGGAUUCCCUUACGUGAUGUUUUUGAAGACUUAUUUCUCCAUCAUGCUCCUGCCACCUCAUUAUUUUGAAUUGAAGAUAGAUUGCCAAGCUGUGUUUCCUGAAUGAUUCAGCGAGCUGCUUCUUGUAAAAUUAUAUGGCUUAUCUGCUUUUUAGACCAAUGCUAUUAGCCAAGAGUCUUUGUUGAGGGUCUGAAGAUUCUAAUGGACUUUCUCUUGUUUGCUUAGCAGUUGUGAAAAAUUUCCUAAAGUCUUCUUUGCUUGCAGUGGGGAAACCCUCUGCCCAAACCCUCCCCCCCUAAAAGAAUGCUACCCUGCUCCAGAAAUAUUUUUUUUCAUUCUAUUAUGCUUGUUACUUGAUUCUGAUAGAAAUUUGCAUAUUAGUGAGAGACCAGGAAAAAACCCCUUUUUCCAGACAUAAAUGUAGAAAUUUUAAGAAAAUACACAGCUAAUAAAAUCUCUAUACUUUUCCAGUAUUAUUCACACACAACUGAUAAUGCUUCUAGCAGAUUUGUCAAAAUAAAUUCAGAAUUUUAAAAGCUUAUUUUUGGGCUAGUCAAACUUCAUUUUGUUAUCUUUGUUGUAUUUUAGUUUGGUGUGGUAUUUUUCAUUGAUAUAAUCAACAAUGACUCUGAUUUCAGUAUUUACUCUUGGCACUGAAAAUAAACAUGGCUUCUUAGCACUGGAGGCCCACUAAUGAAUCUAAGAAGUGUAGUGUAUUAAUGAGGGGCGAAAUCUCAGAGUGUGAAACAAAAAAUACUUUAACGACGUGACAGGUUUCUGAAAUCUAUGUUGAUCCUAACUCAUGCUGUUUUUACCACCAGUGUUUUCACACUGAACAGGAAAAAUUGAAGUAUAGUUAUUAAAGGCCAAGUUAGUCAUACUUUCACCCAUUAGUUCCAGAUGAUUCAUGAGCAGCAGGAGAAAGGUAAAAGUCAUCUUGGUUCUUGUUUGUUGCUGUUUGUUGACAGGCAACUUCAUUUCUGCGCAGUAUAUGACUCUGGGCUUUGGGCUUAUAGAAGGUGAGAGGAAAUUUGCUUGUUCAGAGAUUUAAGAUUUUUUUCUUCAUGAUGCCCACAUCCUGGUGCCUACAUCCUGAUGCCAACCAGACCGUUUCCUUCUGUAGCUUGUUUGCUCAUGACUGUAGAUAUAAGUACAAUCAAAAUGUAUGUUUUGAAUAGCUGGUUCUCCUGAAUAGUUUAGGUCCUCCUGUGCCAGAUUUCCUGCUUUGUUGCUUUUGGAGAACCUUUUUGUUGCCUUUGUUGUUAAGGAUUGUGCUGUCAACUCUAGAAUACUGUGAGGUUUGCACAAGUUAUCCAAGCUGAAAAUUAAUAGAUUCAGAUGAUAAAGCCAUUAACAGCCUAUAUGUGAGUAAAGGGCACUGAAGAGAAAACACACAUUUAGCAUGCUUAGCUCUGAAAGGAAAUGCCAAAUGAUAUUCUGCCAGUCUGGUACAGUAACACUGUUACCCCUGGAAGAAGAAACGAGUCACCAUUGCACAGCAGAAUAUGCUCAGCUAUCCACUAUAUCUUGUGAGCUGGCUUCCAAAACCACGUCUUGUCAUAAGCCCCCGGCAAACAUGCCAUAUCUUCUGGAGAUACAGUGCUCCCACCCACAGAUGUCACAUCCUUGGCCGGGCUGUUCAACAAGAGCUUGCCAGCUUGUCAUCUCACACUGCACAGACUGGUGCAUGUCUGCAGGUGGACACAUCCCCACCAUUCCCCCUGCUUGCUGACAGCAGCAGUGCUUUGCAGUUAGUGCAGCUGAGGGAAUCCUCUCCUGCAUGACAUGUCUUCUCUACCAGUCCAGUGGCACACUGUGCUUUGUGCAAGAACACUGCGCUUGAGCCUGUUCACUUAUGUUCUGGAAGUCAGGUACAAAGUGAAUUCAGACUUACCUGUGUGGAGUUGUGUGAGGAGUUUAAGUUACCUUUGUGAAUGUAGGCAGUGAUUGAUGAAUCCUGGAGGAGGAGGUGAAGGCUGGACUAGUUUGGGGAGCAAGAGCCAUUGGACAAAUCAGCAGGCACAUCUGAAAAAAAGGAAGUCAGAGUGGGAAGAAUGGGGCACAAGAAAAAGGAAGGAGAGAGCAGAGAAACGGAUAUUCCCAAGGAUAGAAUCUGGAUAUUGGAAAACACCAGGAAGAUAGUAGAAACACUGGAAAAGAUGACAGAAGUAUAUAUACAAAGAAAAUAUUAAGCAGAGGGGGAGAAAACCUUAUAGAAGAGUGAGAGGGAAAAUGGGGAAUCAAAGUAAACCAGAAUUAACUGUGGAAACUAGCCAGUUGUAAAAUUGCAUCUAGUAUUUCAAACUAACCCAGAAGUGUCAACCUUGGUGCAAAGUUGGCCAAGAUCAAAGUGUGGGAUAAUGAAAAGCAGAUUUUAAAUCUAGCCUUAAUAGGAAAUA